CCGCCUGCUUACCAAUUAAAACAGUCUUCCCGUGCACAUGUACACACAUCCACGCAAUUUCUGCAGAAACCCUUUUUUUUUUUUUUGAUGAGAGGUUUCUUCCCAAGAGACUGACGCCAGAACGAAGAAACAGAGAUAAUUUGUAUUUAGGGAAAGGUUUGUGUGCGGCUCGAUCAGGUAGAAUUUGCGGAUUCCGUCGCAUCGCAUCCAUGAUGUGUACGUGAAAUUUAACAUUGACGAAUCUCCGAGGAUUUGUGCUUUUCCAUCGAAAUGGUGCACAGCGCCUACGAUUCCUUCCAAUUGAUCCCCAAUUCCUCCACAAGAAUUGACGCGAUCGAGUCCUAUGGCUCGACGUUGCUUCUCUCUUGCUCGGAUGGCUCUCUCAGAAUCUACGCCCCCGAAUCAUCUUCCGGUGACCAGAGGUCGCCCCUGCCUGAGUUCUAUUCCCAAGCGCCGGAGCUGAAGAAGGAGCCGUACGUUCUCCAGCGGACAAUUAAUGGCUUCUCUAAGAAGCCGAUGGUCGCAAUGGAGGUUCUCCACUCGCGUGAGCUCCUCCUGUCGCUCUCCGAGUCGAUCGCGUUUCAUAGGCUCCCCAAUUUGGAGACUCUGGCAGUCAUUACCAAAGCCAAGGGUGCCAACGCGUACUCCUGGGAUGAUCGGAGAGGCUUUCUGUGCUUUGCGCGGCAGAAGAGGGUUUGCAUUUUCAGACACGAUGGUGGACGGGGUUUUGUGGAAGUAAAAGACAUGGGUGUUCCAGACACAGUGAAAUCGAUGUCGUGGUGUGGUGAGAAUAUAUGUUUGGGGAUCCGUAGGGAGUACGUAAUAUUGAAUGCAACUAAUGGUGCAUUAACUGAGGUGUUUCCGUCGGGGAGGAUUGCGGCACCUUUAGUUGUGUCUCUGCCGUCUGGAGAGCUUCUUCUGGGGAAGGAUAAUAUUGGAGUGUUUGUUGACCAAAAUGGGAAGCUUCUGCAAGAAGGCAGGGUUUGUUGGUCAGAGCCUCCUGCCGCACUUGUGGUUGAGAAACCUUAUGCAGUAGGUCUCUUACCAAGACACAUUGAGAUACGGUCUCUCCGUAAUCCUUAUCCAUUGAUUCAAACAGUUGUUCUUCGAAAUGUUCGACGGCUCCAUCAAAGUGCCCAUGUUAUAACUGUAGUACUGGAUAAUUCUGUUUAUGGUCUGUUUCCUGUACCUCUUGGCGCACAGAUUGUACAACUAACAGCUUCAGGAAAUUUUGAGGAAGCAUUGGCUCUGUGCAAGUUACUUCCUCCAGAAGAUUCAAACCUUCGAGCUGCAAAGGAACAAUCAAUUCAUAUCCGGUAUGCCCACUAUUUGUUUGAAAAUGGAAGUUAUGAGGAGGCCAUGGAACAUUUUUUUGCAUCUCAAGUGGAAAUCAACUAUGUGCUCUCCUUGUAUCCUUCUAUCAUUCUUCCCAAAUCAACUUUGAUAGCGGAUCCAGACACAUAUAUGGAUAUUGGUGGAGAUGGUCCAGCUCUCUCAAGAGAUUCCUCUGGACUUUCAGAUGAUAUGGAACCUUCACCUUCUCUUGUAUUGGAUUCUGAGGAAUCUUCAGAUCUUGAGUCCAGGAAAAUGAGUCACAACACUCUGAUGGCUCUCAUUAAGUUCCUGCAGAAAAAGAGAUUUGGUGUCGUUGAAAGGGCUGCUGCUGAAGGUACUGAGGAAGUUGUUUCAGAUGUUGUAGGAAAUAAUUUUGUUUCUUAUGGUCCUGGUCGGCCAAAGAAAACAACCAAGGGUCGAACCAAUGCACCUAUUGGUUCAGUUGCAAGGGAUACUGCAGCUAUCCUUGACACAGCAUUACUCCAGGCUCUUCUAUUGACAGGACAACCUUCUGCUGCUUUGGAACUACUGAAGGGUCUUAAUUAUUGUGAUGCUAAAAUAUGCGAGGAGUUUUUGCUGGAAAGAAACCAGUAUGUCUGUCUCCUAGAACUUUACAAAUGCAAUUCCAUGCAUCGUGAAGCACUUAAGCUUCUUCAUAGAUUAGUUGAAGAGUCAAAUUCAGAUAAUCCACCAGCUGAGCUCACGCAAAAGUUCAAGCCUGAGAUGAUUAUUGAUUAUCUCAAACCUAUCUGCAGUACAGAUCCAAUGCUUGUCUUGGAGUUCUCAAUGCUUGUUCUUGAAAAGUGCCCCACUCAAACUAUUGAGCUCUUCUUGUCAGGGAAUAUUCCGGCUGACCUUGUCAAUUCAUACCUGAAACAGCAUGCUCCAAAUAUGCAGACUACAUACUUGGAGCUUAUGCUUGCUAUGAAUGAGAACAGUAUCUCAGGAAACCUUCAGAAUGAAAUGGUGCAAAUAUAUCUGUCAGAAGUGCUCGAUUGGUACACGGAUCUUAAUUCUCAGCAAAAAUGGGAUGAGAAAACUUUUUCUCCCACAAGGAAGAAACUGUUGUCUACUUUGGAGAGUAUAUCUGGUUACAACCCUGAGGUUUUGUUAAAGCGUCUCCCACCAAAUGCUUUAUACGAAGAACGAGCCAUUCUUUUGGGAAAGAUGAACCAGCAUGAGCUUGCACUCUCCAUCUAUGUCCACAAGCUUAAUGUUCCUGAACUGGCUCUCUCUUACUGUGAUCGGGUGUAUGAAUCCGGACUUCAAUAUUCAGCAAAGUCUUACGGCAACAUUUACCUGACUCUACUGCAAAUAUAUUUGAAUCCUCGGAAGACAACAAAAAACUUCGAAAAGAGAAUAAAUAAUUUGACAUCCAAUCAGAGCCCUGUGGUUCCAAAGCUUGGCUCAGGAGCUACCAAAAGCAGAGCUCGACUAUCUAGGAAAAUUGCAGAAAUCGAGGGUGCAGAAAUGACUCGCAUCAGCCAAAGUGGUACUGACAGUGGGAAGAGUGACGGCGAAACUGAUAUUGAUGUUGCCGAGGAAGGAACCUCUACCAUUAUGCUUGAUAAGGUCAUUGAUUUAUUGGGCCGAAGAUGGGACCGUAUAAAUGGGGCACAGGCCCUCAGACUGCUUCCGAGGGAAACUAAAUUGAAGAACUUGCUUCCAUUUCUCGGACCGCUCCUCAGAAAAUCCAGUGAGGCAUACCGAAACUUUUCAAUUAUAAAAAAUUUAAGAGAGAGCGAAAACCUGCAGGUCAAAGACGAACUAUUCAGCCAGAGGAAGAACACCGUGAAGAUCACAGGCGACAGCAUGUGCUCACUCUGCAACAAAAAAAUAGGCACCAGUGUCUUUGCCGUGUACCCCAACGGCAAGACCAUCGUGCACUUUGUUUGCUUCCGGGAUUCGCAGAAUAUGAAGGCUGUCUCCAAGGGCUCGUUGCUACGCAAGAGAUGAUGACAAACAGAAUCAAUUGCGACAAUUCCGGUGUGCGUAUAGAAAUUGUAAGAAUUUUAUGUUCCCACGGGAAGAAGCUGUGGCCAUUUUAUACAUACACAGCAGCGACAAUGAUUCCCUCUCCUCCAUUUGCCAUAGUGUGGGGUUUUUUUUUUUUUUUUUGCUUUGGUUGCGGAUUCACUUGCAUUACAUCUGUUGUAAAAUAAUUUUACACCAUUGGAACAAACUUCUCAUCCAUUGUUCAGUAUGUUGCCCAUAUUCAUCUCUUA
This is a messenger RNA of Andrographis paniculata, 3560 nucleotides long. Its product is annotated as vacuolar sorting protein 39. The transcript has 12 exons. Gene Ontology annotation, cellular component: cytoplasm; membrane. Lineage: Eukaryota; Viridiplantae; Streptophyta; Magnoliopsida; Lamiales; Acanthaceae. The coding region runs from base 271 to 3291 and encodes 1006 amino acids. The record is from RefSeq and is a predicted model, not a curated record. Gene Ontology annotation, biological process: autophagy; vesicle-mediated transport; intracellular protein transport.